AACCUCUAUGUCUUCCAGCGUAUCUGUUUCAGGAACAGGUUCCAAUAUGCCGUCUGGAAGAUCUGACGAAAGCGAGCGAUGCUCUAUAGUUUCGGACGACCUUCGUCGAUUGCGUACGGGAAAGCGAGGGAGGCCACCAAUUGACCCUACGCAAAAAGGCCUAGGGGAGGCAUGUUUAGGGACCUACUGUUCUUCCAUACUCAUCAAGUCUGACUUGGUGUUCUAACUGGCUGAUAGAGGCGGCGUAACCAAGUUCGGAAAGCACAACGGGCUUACAGGUCUCGAAAAGGGGAAGAAGCUGCUCUUCGCAUGAACUACGUGCAGUUUCUUGAAAAUCGAAUCGAGCAGAUGAGCCGGUCUUUCUUUGAACUAUUAUCCCAUAUUACAAAGGCGGGAAUUCCUCAGACGCAGCCGGAACUCUCACGCGAGAAGAUCCAGAGUAUUACUCGCGAUUUCAUAUCUGCUUCUCAGAUGAUCGAGCCUGUCAACGAGCCACAACUUGAUGAUGGACAUGUCUGUCAUAAUCACUCAAGGGCUGACCCCAACUCCAACAUCACUUGGUCUACGAAUUGGCCAGUACCAGCCACUAUACCCACCGAAACACCAAUGCCUAUUCAUACGCCUCCGUUAGGGCUUCCCAUUACUCUCUUGGAAACACAAUUCCCAGUACCAAGAAACUUCGCGGAGCGGCUUUAUUUUACUUGCAUCAAGCGGGCUCAUGGCCUGUUAACUGAUCCGCACGCGGAUGGGGCUGAAGUCGCCCGCGUUUUCCAGUAUACAUUCCACUACUCGGACACUGAUACGAUGAUUUCGACUUUCGAGAUCUUGCUACGGACUAGUGCCGAUUACCGAACUGCAUAUGUGUAUAGGUUGGGUGGUGCAGGGACCCAUUACCAAGAAAGGCAGGCAGAUCUUGACAUUGUCCAGAAUGUCUCGGUAGGACAAGAGAUGCCAUGUGAAAGUGAUGAUACUACAUGGUUCGAUCCUCGGGAUAUCGAGGGUUGGCUCGAAGAGAAUGGUCUUGUUAUUGGAGCGGCACAGUCUUUUAUGUACCUAUCGGACUUGCGUUCGUUCAGAUCGUGCAGGAAUAUGACAUUAUGUACCAAGAGUGAGCCCUCCCUGGGCUCACAGGAGCAUAUUCGGCAAAGUGCAAAGGUCCUCAACGUGGACCGGUUUCUUCAAGAACUUCUUUUGAAGGGAGUGUGUUUAGGAUGUGCACCAGGAUUCCGUCGUUUGGAUGUCGAAGCGGCAUUCAAUCUGGCGAUAUCAGAUGAUACAACCUUCAUCUUUGAACUAUAACCGCGCUGCUAUACGAGGGACUUUGUCUUGUAAAUACAAAUUGGCGGCCGUAUUCUACAACCCUAAUGAUUUCCAACUUUCUCUGUAUAUGGAAACGGCUUAUUGCCAAAAAAAAAUGACAUUCGGCUGGUCGCGAUGGAUUUACUGCUGCCAGGGUCUAGCCGCUCGGUUCAGGAUAAAUAUCCUCAGAAUCGCAUAAAUCGAGCAAUAGGCUGUUAAUAUCGACAGUCAAGUUGUAUCCUGUCAAUCUAUCAAGC
Aspergillus welwitschiae is the source of this 1556-nucleotide messenger RNA. RefSeq lists its product as uncharacterized. The transcript has 2 exons. NCBI's taxonomy places the organism in Eukaryota, Fungi, Ascomycota, Eurotiomycetes, Eurotiales, Aspergillaceae. The record is from RefSeq and is a predicted model, not a curated record. Bases 310 to 1299 code for a protein of 329 amino acids.